Podarcis lilfordi (Lilford's wall lizard) is the source of this 6664-nucleotide messenger RNA. NCBI's taxonomy places the organism in Eukaryota, Metazoa, Chordata, Lepidosauria, Squamata, Lacertidae. The record is from the annotation of a GenBank genome assembly.
UUGCGGGGCGCGGGGGGAGCCUCUUCGGGACGGACCGAGAGUUGGCGCUGGGAGACGGAAGCGCUGCUCCGCCCCAGAGGCGAUGAUGAGUUUCGAGUGGCCCUGGCAGUACAGUUUCCCGCCCUUCUUCACGUGAGUCCCCCGGCGCCCCUCCUGACCCCUCCUCGGCCCCGCGCUCGAGGCCGCCAGCCCCCUUAGUCCGUGGGGAGGGGGGAGCGCACCCUCUAAAGCAGCCCGUCGGAACACGGAACCGCAGAGUUGGAAGGGGCCCCCCAGGGUCAUCUAGUCCAACCCCCUGCAAUGCAGGAGCCUCAGCUGGCCACGAGUCGUGUAGGAUCUAGUUGCGGGUUGGGCUAGAUGACCCUGGGGACCCCCUUCCAACUCUGCGGUUCUGGGAGUCUAAGGCCCACAGCUGCUCCUGCUGCUCAGGGCGCCCCGUUUGGUGCUUGGCUGCUUUUUGUUUUCGUUUCCCAGAAAGCACCGGACAGGUGAUGCCCUUUGACACCCAAAUACAACAUAGAUGUUUAAAUGUUGUAUUGAACCUUGUUUUUUAAGUUGCAUUCCAAUCAACUUGUUUUUAUUAUUGGUUGUUAGCCGCCCUGAGCCCGGCCUUGGCUGGGGAGGGCAGGGUAUAAAAAAAUUUUAUUUUUAUUUUUAUUAUUAUUAUAGUAGUUGCCUGGCCCAAAGGGAAGCAGGCCCAAAACCAUUGUUUUUUUCAUUCUUGCCAGGCCUUGCUGCUCUUAAUUGUUGAUAAUAAUAAUAAUAAUACAGUGGUACCUCUGGAUGCAAACGGGAUCCGUUCCGGAGCCCGUUCCCAUCCUGAGCAGAACGUAACCCGCGUCUGCACGUGCAUGGGUCGUGAUUCGCCGCUUCUGCACGUGCAUGACAUCAUUUUGAGUGUCUGCACAUGCACGAGCGGCAAAACCCAGAAGUAACCUGUUCUGUUACUUCGGGGUCACCACAGAACACAACCUGAAAACGCUCAACCUGAAGCUAUUUUAACCCGAGGUAUGACUGUAAUAAUAUAUUAUUUAUACCCCGCCCAUCUGGCUGGCUUUCCCCAGCCACUCUGGGCAGCUCUCCACAGAAUAUUAAAAACACGAUAAAACAUCAAACCUUAAAAACUUCCCUAAACAGAAGCCUUCAUAGAAUCAUAGAGUUGGAAGAGACCACAAGGGCCAUCGAGUCCAACCCGAUGUCUUCUAAAAGUCAGAUAGUUGUUUAUUUCCUUGAAAUCUGACAGGAGGGCAUUCCAUAGGGAGGGCGCCACUACCAAGAACGCCCUCUGUCUGGUUCCCUGUAAUCUCACUUCUUGCAGGAAGGGAAUCACCAGAAGGCCCUUGGAGCUGGACCUCAGUGUCCAGGCUGAACAAUGGAGGUGGAGCAUAGCUGUCAACUUUCCCCUUUUUUUAAGGGAAAUUCUCUUAUUCCGAAUAGGAUUCCUCGCAAGAAAAGGGAAAAGUUGACAGCCAUGGGGUGGAGAGGCUCCUUUAGGUAUACUGGGCCGUUUAGGGCUUUAAAGGUCAGUACCAACGAUUUGAAUUGUGCUCAGAAAUGUACUGGGAGCCAAUGGAGGUCUUUCAGGACCGGUGUUAUAUGGUCUCGGCAGCCAUUGUCCCUAUUUUUCAUGUGAGGCACAUCUGUUGGCCAGCUCAGGGGGGAAAGCAGCGGUUGCUUCAGCCAAGGGGCUCUGACCUCUCCCGAGUCACGCGGCUGGGCCCAGAACAUCAUCAUCAUCACCACCAGGGUUUUCUGACAGGAGCUGGGAAGUUUCUAAUUCUUGAUUCUGUUUUGGAACUAGCUUAGCUGGAUUUCUGAAAUGGACUGAGCUAUAGCUGUCCCUGUGAUUCCGUUUAGGUUGCAGCCCAAUGUGGACACGAGGCAGAAGCAGCUGACGGCUUGGUGUUCCUUAGUGCUUUCCUAUUGCCGCCUCAACAAGCUCUACACCAUGACUGUCGCAGAGGCGCAGGAGAGCCCACUGUUCAACAACUGGAAACUGCAACGUAUCCUUCCUCCCCCUAGCCUGUGGCUGCCUUACCUACCCUGGUGAGCAGGCAAAGGAAUUUUGCUGUUUCUUUAGAUGAAAGUGCUGGCUGCUGUCAUGGAAGAACAGUUCACAGUUCAGGCUUGGAAGCAGUUCAGGCUUGCAGCAAUUGUUCGUUGGGUUGCUGCACAAGUGCAGAACAAGGAAAAGCACACAGAAUGACUUUGCAUUUUUAAACAAAUGCUUUUUUCUAGGUCAGCAGCUCUAUCCUCAUCUUGGGCCAGAACAGCAUGUGAGUUCUCUUUUAGCCUAUUUAGUUUUGCUGAGCAGAAGAUAAGUUUUUGCUUCCCAAACUUUUUUUUUAUACUCAUUUUUCUUUGAAAUGUCAUCCCUCUGUAUUGCAGUCUGGGUCAUUGUUGAGCAGAUGUCCUCAAAAUAUUAGUUGCCCUGUUGGAUCUAUUAAAAACAGAGGGACUUAGAUGACAGUAGCUGACAUUUCCUGGUUGGCAAAUUGUAUCAGAAUACAUUUCAGUUACACAGAAUAUAUCUCUUCUUGAGUUCUGCGAAAUGAACUUUCUGCCCAACCCUGCCACUUUAGUUCAUUAAAAAGUACAAUGCAACUAUUUUACUCUUACUAUAAAAUAGGUGGUUGUUUUUCUGCAGUGACCUACUUUUGUGCUUUUGUUGAUGAUGGGUUUUCUUACUCGGCACAGUAUUAGGAAGCCAAUUUUGCAAUGUAAAUUCAAGGUAGAAUCAAACUUCUCCAUAGUUUUCUUCCCCUGCAACAUGGAACUUAAUUACUUGAAACAUCUCAAGCUAUUUGCUCUGCAGGUGCCUGCUUUCUGCACAUGUUUGGGGUUGCCUUAGUGGAUCUGUUGAGAGGUUGGUGGAUGGUCCUGCCCUUCAAGCAAAGGGUUGAGUUAAUGUCAUUAUAACCCCUUCCAGUUCAGUGACCAAAUUCUGAGUUGGGUUGGUUGCAUGCUUGGUUUGAUGGGCAAGUUACCAUAUCUGCUGCGUUACUGCAGCAAAGAGAAGAGACAUCUCCUUGAGAAACUAGAAUGCUUCACUUUUUGCUCCAAGCACAGUCAUUGAAUUUAAUAAACAUGACUAACUGUGGUUCAUUAAUUUCAUUGGAUCUGCUCUGAGUAAAAAAGCCCUGAAUUCUGAGACCAAGACCUUUCAGGUUCCUUUAGUUGUCCUAAGUUGAGUUUGUCCUACUUUGUAUUAUUUUCUCGACUUCUGUAUACCCUUUUCCUAUCCUGUGCCAAGUGACUGUUUCCUUAACUGUGAAACAGGAAAGCUCCCAUUGGAAUCCAUCAUUGUGGUGUUAGAAGAACUCAGGAAAAAAGGUGGGUUCUGGUUUGUGUUGAUUUUGAGUUAACUUUGCAUUUACUGUUUUAUCCAGUUCUCAUUUUAAAAUGCCAGGCAGGGUCUAACAGCUGGCAUGGAAAACAAAAACAUCUUCCUUACACAAGUAAAGGUGGGUCAGGAAAUGAAACUUCUCUGCCCAUAAGACAGUUUGAACUUCCUUCUUUAUCCCAAUUGGGGAUAAAGAAAGCAACCAGCCAUCACUGAUAACAGGGAUACAAUGAUGUGAUUUUGAAAUGGUAACAGAAGUUUUGAGAACUCCAGAUUAGCCUGCUUCUGAAAUCUUGAGAUGUGUGAGCUUUUCAGCUGAAUAUAAAAAUGGGUAUACAAUCAUCAGGAGACAUUUUAAGUCAAUAUUCUGAAAUGAACAAAAAAUGCUUCCCCCCCCCCCCCCCAAGAUAGAAAUUUCCUGAAAUCAGAAAGUCUGUGGUGUUUAACUUUUAAAGAUACGCUUCAAGCUGAAAUUUCUGGUGGGAUCUUUCUCUGUUUGGUGGCAGGAUGGGGGGAAACUUCCACUGUGUAUAAUGCUGUGCAAAAUGGUUAUAUGGGUAGAAAGAAGAUCAUGAAACUUGAGGGUCAUGUAAAUCCCUAAUCCCAAACAUGUUUAUUUGGCAGCAAUUCUCAUCAAUUUCAGUGAGAUUCACUUCCAAGUAAGUGUGACUAAAAUCACAGCAUUAAUGUUUUUUUGCACAGACUCAUCUAAGAAGUAAUCGACUUCUUAGAAUCAUAAUCAUAGAAUCAUAGAGUUGGAAGAGACCACAAGGGCCAUCGAGUCCAACCCCCUGCCAAGCAGGAAACACCAUCAGAGCACUCCUGACAUAUGGUUGUCAAGCCUCUGCUUACAGACCUCCAAAGAAGGAGACUCCACCACACUCCUUGGCAGGAAAUUCCACUGUCGAACAGCUCUUACUGUCAGGAAGUUCUUCCUAAUGUUUAGGUGGAAUCUUCUUUCUUGUAGUUUGGAUCCAUUGCUCCGUGUCCGCUUCUCUGGAGCAGCAGAAAACAACCUUUCUCUCUCCUCUAUGUGACAUCCUUUCAUAUAUUUGAACAUGGCUAUCAUAUCACCCCUUAACCUCCUCUUCUCCAGGCUAAACAUGCCCAGCUCCCUUAGCCGUUCCUCAUAAGGCAUCGUUUCCAGGCCUUUGACCAUUUUGGUUGCCCUCCUCUGGACAUGUUCCAGUUUGUCAGUGUCCUUCUUGAACUGUGGUGCCCAGAACUGGACACAGGAGAGAUUCAGUGUCUGUUGUCUUAGGUACAAGUGGGCCCUGAUAUUAUGUGAGUGCUCUGCUUCAUUCCAGGGAAUCUUGAAUGGCUUGACAAAAACAAAUCUAGCUUUCUGAUCAUGUGGCGGCGUCCGGAAGAAUGGGGCAAGCUCAUCUAUCAGUGGGUAAGAGCAGGUUCUGGAAUGUGUAACCCAUAUUGGUUAAUGGUGCUCCUGAAAGCCAUUGGUUAAGGUCAUGGAGGUACUGUAUGCUUGAAUCCGCUCCUUCCUCCCUUCCUACACUCUGAAGUUUCACCAGGCAUUCUGCCCACCCCCCACAGUGUUAAGGGCUAGAAAGUUGCUGUUAUUUUUCCCAGUGAAAACUGAGAUUCUAGGGACAUUUUUUUCCUUGCCUGAUACGCAAAUUCUGUGCUUGUGCAGUGCAGUCAUGGAAGCACAAAAUGCCCACCAGCCCAAGCAGAUCGCCUGCAUUGAGUCUUGAUGAACAGCUUUGCAGAGCUUGAAAAGUAAGAAAAAGGCUUCCAGAGAUGCGGUCUUUGAGAAGCAAAUUAACCACGGCAUCUGUUUGGUUUUGAUUUUUGUUUUCCAAUAAUAAUAUCUCAUUUCUUCAUGGGCCGCUGGUCUGUUUCUGAGCACAGUUUUUAAAAUGCUGCUGUUUUUAUCUUUGAAGCCACGCACGCUUUGGGAACUAAAAACAUGUCAUCUCUUGCGUGAACCUGCCUGUCUCUGAAGGUUGCGCAAAUGGUGUUUGGAGAGAGGCCUUCUCAAUGCAGGCAUCCCGCAACUCAAAUGUUCUCCUCAAGGAGGCUUGCCUGGCGUCUAUUCUAAAGUAUUUUCAGUGCCCAAUGUCGAAGGCCUUCUGAUGCAUUGCUCAAACUGUGUGUGUUUGUUUUUUCUCUUCUCCUGUUAUUUUUGUUGCUGUGCUUUGGUGCUCUACUACUGAUUUUUUUUCCUUUUACAAAAAGCUGUGUUUAACAUUUUUCUUCAUUUUUAUUGACUUAUUAAUCUGAGACUGGAAAACUGAUAAAUGCGGGUCAGAGUUUUAACAUUCUCUUUCCCCCCUCCCUCUUCUGUUCCCAGGUGUCAAAGAAUGGGUUGACCAACUCAGUUUUCACCUUGUAUGAGCUGUCCAAUGGCGAUGACACAGAGAAUGAAGGUAGCUUUGCUUGCACCUGGCGGAAUUUUGCAUUGUAGUGUAGAAACGGGCAACCCAAAUGAUCAAGUGGUUGGAGCAACUCCUGUAGGAGGAAAAUCUACAACCUUUGGGUUUUUCUAGUUUAGGGGGGAAAAAGGCGAGUGAGGCUGCAUUAUGCACAGUGUGGAUAAAAAGAGGAAAACCUUUGUUUCUCAUAAUACUAGGAGCCAGGUUCAUCCAGUGACAGACAGAAGGAAGUAUUUCUCGAACCAGUGCAUGGUUACACUGUGGAACUCUCUACCACCAGAUGUAGCGAUUGCUGCUUAUCUUGUGGAAGCUUUUAUGUGUGGUUGCCAGAUCCCUCAACCGAGGCUGUUUCCUCCUCUCCUAGAGUUCCAUGGCUUGGAAGAAUCCAUGCUUCUCCGUGCUCUGCAAGCUCUGCAACAGGAACACAAGGCUGAAAUCAUCACCCUGGAUGACGGGCGGGGCGUCAAGUUCUUCUAACCAACCUUCUCCUCUGGCUUUCCGGUCUGACUGGGCAAAAGUGUUUUUUGGGUUGAAGGGCUUCUCUGUGCUCUGGUUUCCUUGCGUCAAAGGCCAAAACGGCAACGUGUUGUCUUGGCGGCUCGGCGCCCGACUCCGGGUUCCUUCCCCUCUGCUGCUUCUGUCCCUUUUGAGGGGUUGUGGUGUUCUGAAGAUGCUCUGAAUAGAUUUGUAGAGGACCAGAGCGUUGGCGGCGUGCAGCUGACACGAAGCAGGUGUGGGCUCUUUGGGUUUGGCCUCCCCAGGGCACACCACGGACCCUGCCGCUUGCAGCUGUGAGCCACAAAGUUGGGAUCAAAAACCUAGUAGUCUCCCUCCAGCAGGGCAGGAGGUCAUGCAGACUGGGCUAUCCACAGCAGGAUAAGGCAUUGAGGACUUUAGGCAAAAUUAAACCACACUAUUUACAAGACUA